Molecule: messenger RNA, 5745 nt
Organism: Phanerochaete carnosa HHB-10118-sp
Lineage: Eukaryota; Fungi; Basidiomycota; Agaricomycetes; Polyporales; Phanerochaetaceae
Product: glycosyltransferase family 48 protein
Exons: 12
Coding region: 42-5387 (1781 amino acids)
Biological process (GO): (1->3)-beta-D-glucan biosynthetic process; fungal-type cell wall polysaccharide biosynthetic process
Cellular component (GO): 1,3-beta-D-glucan synthase complex; plasma membrane
Molecular function (GO): 1,3-beta-D-glucan synthase activity
Source: RefSeq, a predicted model, not a curated record
UCUUUCUCACCGUCGACGACGACGACGACUCUCUCUCUACCAUGGCUGCCCGCUCGGGUUCCCGUAGCCGUGAGGGCAUCUAUGCCUCCCCUCCGCCCUCCUCGGACCCCCACGACCCUUUCAGCAACUCCCAGGCUGCUGACCCUAGAUACUACGACAACGACUCUGAGCACGACUAUGGCCGAGGUAACCGCGACACGUACGGCUCAGACAGCAGCAAUGUGGUCGAUGAGGAUAGGUAUUACGACCAGAGCGGUCCCUACGAUCCCUAUGGCCCCCAACCGGACACAGACUCGGACGUAGACGUCUACGGUCAGAAAUAUACACCAUCCUCGGAGUCUCUACCUCCUCCACGUGUAGGCAUCUCCGAGGCUUCGACCCCCACUUUCUUGGAUUCAGCGCCUGGACAUCGAGAGCCCUAUCCUGCAUGGUCGUCGGAGCGCCAAAUACCGCUCUCGAAAGAGGAGAUAGAGGAUAUCUUCCUUGACCUGACGCAGAAGUUUGGCUUCCAGAGGGACUCAAUGCGCAACAUGUUUGAUUUCACCAUGCAGCUACUUGAUAGUCGUGCAUCACGCAUGUCACCCAACCAAGCGCUCCUCACUCUCCAUGCUGAUUACAUCGGGGGUCAGCACGCUAACUACCGCAAGUGGUAUUUCGCCGCGCAGCUCGAUCUCGACGACGCAGUGGGCCAGUCGCAGAAUCCAGGUUUGCAGCGACUAAAGUCCGUCAAACGGGGCAAGGGAAAAGUUUCAACCGAAAAGUCGCUGAACAACGCUCUGGAGAGGUGGCGACAGGCGAUGAAUAACAUGUCGCAGUACGACCGUAUGCGCCAAAUUGCCCUGUGGCUGUUGUGUUGGGGUGAAGCCGCUCAGGUACGGUUCGUUCCUGAAUGCCUGUGCUUCAUCUUCAAGUGCGCCGAUGACUACUACCGGUCGCCCGACUGCCAAAACCGCAUGGACUCUGUACCGGAGGGUCUCUACCUCCAUUCUGUGGUCAAGCCCUUGUACAGGUUCAUCCGGGAUCAGGGGUACGAGGUCGUCGCGGGGAAGUUUGUCCGGCGGGAGAGGGACCACGACAGCAUUAUCGGCUACGACGACGUCAACCAGCUGUUCUGGUACCCUGAGGGUAUCGCCAGAAUAGUUUUGUUCGACAAGACGCGUCUCGUUGAUCUCGCGCCGGCGCAACGUUUCAUGAAGUUCAGCCAGAUCGACUGGAACCGCGUGUUUUUUAAGACGUACUACGAGAAGCGUUCGUUCGGACAUCUACUCGUCAACUUCAACCGAAUCUGGGUCAUUCACAUCGCGAUGUACUGGUUCUACACUGCCUACAACUCACCGACCGUUUACAAUGGCUUCAGCUCGGUUCCGCUACGAUGGUCGGCAACGGCGCUUGGAGGAGCGAUUGCGACAAUUAUCAUGAUCGCGGCGACCCUGGCGGAGUUCUCGUACAUUCCAACGACAUGGAACAACACCUCGCAUCUGACACGGCGGCUUCUCUUCCUUAUCGUGACGCUGGCACUGACAGCGGGACCCACGUUCUACGUCGCAAUAGCCGAGAACAAUUCACCUGGCGGGCAGUUAGCUCUGAUUCUCGGUAUCGUUCAGUUCUUCAUAUCCGCAGUCGCGACGCUUCUCUUCGCCACCUUGCCGUCAGGCCGGAUGUUCGGAGAUAGGGUAGCCGGCAAGUCGAGGAAGUACCUGGCCAGCCAGACGUUCACCGCGAGCUACCCGUCGCUCCAUCCAACCGCUCGUAUCGCGUCGCUUUUGCUCUGGCUCCUCGUCUUCGGAUGCAAGUUCACCGAGUCGUACUUUUUCCUCACCCAGGGCUUCCGCAACCCUAUUCGCGUUAUGGUGGGCAUGAAGAUUCAGAACUGUAACGACAGGUUUUUCGGCAACGCGCUCUGCAGAAACCAAGCAGCCUUCACGCUUACCAUCAUGUACAUCAUGGAUCUCGUUCUCUUCUUCUUGGAUACCUUCCUCUGGUGGAUCAUCUGGAACACGGUCUUUUCUAUUGCUCGCUCGUUCAUGCUUGGUCUCUCCAUCUGGACGCCAUGGAAGGACAUCUACAUACGCCUACCGAAGAGGAUCUACUCGAAACUCUUGGCUACUGCAGACUUGGAGAUGAAAUACAAGCCUAAGGUGCUGGUUUCGCAAAUUUGGAACGCUGUCAUCAUCUCGAUGUACCGUGAGCACUUACUCUCGAUCGACCACGUCCAGAAGCUACUCUAUCAUCAAGUCGAUUCAGGCCAGGACGGCAGGCGCAGUCUCCGCGCGCCGGCCUUCUUUAUUUCUCAGAGCGACAAGGGCUUCAAAGGCGAAUUUUUCACACCGGGAAGCGAGGCCGAACGUCGUAUCUCGUUCUUUGCGCAGUCGCUUACCACGGCUAUCCCGGAGCCUCUUCCGGUCGACGCCAUGCCGACGUUCACGGUAUUGACUCCGCACUACAGCGAGAAGAUCCUUCUUUCAUUGCGUGAAAUUAUUCGCGAAGAGGACCAGAACACCCGUGUCACGCUCUUGGAAUACUUGAAGCAGCUUCAUCCGGUCGAGUGGGACAACUUUGUCAAGGAUACCAAGAUUCUCGCGGAGGAGUCAGAGGACUACAAUGGCCCCAAUCCAUUUGGCAGCGACGAGAAGGGUCAGUCCAAGGCAGACGACCUUCCGUUCUACUGCAUCGGUUUCAAGAGUGCGGCGCCGGAGUUCACUCUGCGCACCCGUAUCUGGGCGUCACUCCGUGCACAGACCCUUUACCGCACGGUCUCUGGCAUGAUGAAUUACGGCAAGGCGAUCAAGCUGCUCUACCGUGUCGAGAACCCUGAGGUCGUCCGGCUUUUCGGCGGCAACACUGACAAGCUUGAGCGCGAACUUGAACGCAUGGCCCGUCGCAAGUUCAAAUUCGUGGUCUCUAUGCAGCGCUACGCGAAGUUCAGCCGUGAGGAGCAAGAGAACGCCGAGUUCCUCCUCCGUGCAUACCCUGACCUUCAGAUCGCUUACCUCGAGGAAGAGCCCGCUCCAAAGGAAGGCGGCGAUCCCCGCCUCUUCUCCGCGCUCAUUGACGGCCACUGCGAAUUCAUUAGCGACAACCCUCCCCGUCGCCGUCCGAAAUUCCGUAUCGAACUUCCCGGUAACCCCAUUCUUGGCGACGGCAAAUCGGACAACCAGAACCACGCUAUCAUCUUCUACCGCGGCGAGUACCUGCAACUCAUUGACGCGAACCAGGAUAACUACCUUGAGGAAUGUCUCAAGAUCCGGAACGUUCUCGGCGAGUUCGAAGAGUACGCUACCUCGAACCAGAGCCCGUACGCUCAGUGGGGUCGCAAGGAGUUCAAGAAGUCACCCGUUGCAAUUGUUGGUGCUCGCGAGUACAUCUUCUCGGAGAAUAUCGGCAUCUUGGGAGACUUGGCUGCCGGAAAGGAGCAGACAUUCGGUACGCUUGCGGCACGUUCGCUCGCUUGGAUCGGUGGCAAGUUGCACUACGGUCACCCCGAUUUCCUGAACGCGCUCUACAUGACCACGCGCGGCGGUGUCUCGAAGGCGCAGAAGGGCCUCCACCUGAACGAGGACAUUUACGCCGGUAUGAACGCCUUCGGACGUGGCGGUCGUAUCAAGCACACCGAGUACUAUCAGUGCGGCAAGGGUCGUGAUCUCGGCUUCGGUACAAUUCUGAACUUCCAGACCAAGAUUGGUACGGGCAUGGGCGAGCAAAUGCUCAGUCGGGAAUACUAUUACCUCGGCACGCAGUUGCCCAUCGACCGCUUCCUCACGUUCUACUACGGUCACCCCGGAUUCCACAUCAACAACAUGUUGGUCAUCUUAUCGGUGCAAGUGUUCGUCUUGACUAUGGUGUUCUUGGGCACGCUUAACUCGCAGGUCGCGAUCUGCAAGUACACGAAGUCGGGCCAGUUCCUCGGACCGAAGGGUUGCUACAACCUUACACCCGUGUUCCAGUGGAUUGACCGGUGUAUAAUCAGUAUAUUCCUGGUGUUCAUGAUUGCGUUCUUGCCUCUAUUCUUGCAAGAGCUGGUCGAACGUGGUACCAUCAAGGCGAUCAAGCGCUUGGUGAAGCAUUUCGGUUCCGCGUCACCUGCGUUUGAGGUGUUCUGUACCCAGAUUCUCUCGCACUCCAUCGCUACAAACUUGACCUUCGGUGGUGCUCGUUACAUCGCCACCGGUCGCGGCUUCGCUGUCACGAGAAUCUCGUUCAGCAUCUUGUAUUCGCGGUUUGCCGGUCCCAGCAUCUACUUGGGAAUGCGCAUACUCCUUAUGCUGCUCUACGUUACGCUGACCCUCUGGAGCGGUUGGGUCACCUACUUCUGGAUCUCUGUCCUCGCGCUUUGCAUCUCACCAUUCCUCUUCAACCCGCACCAGUUCUCCUUCUCGGACUUCAUUAUCGACUACCGGGAGUUCUUGCGAUGGAUGAACCGCGGCAACUCGAGGGCGCACCAGAACUCCUGGAUUGGUUACUGCCGUCUGUCGCGUACGAUGAUCACCGGCUACAAGAAGAAGCGACUUGGUCACCCUUCGGAGAAGCUGUCAGGAGACGUCCCUCGUGCUGGAUGGCGAGCGGUCAUCUUCUCGGAAGUUGUCUUCCCGAUCGUCAUGGCUAUACUUCUCGUCGUCUGUUACAUGUUCGUCAAGUCCUUCCCCGACAGCGAUGGCCGCCAACCUGCAAGCCCCCUCAUCCGUAUUGCGGUCGUCUCGUUCGGACCCAUUGUCUUCAAUGCGGCGGUCCUUCUCGUCCAGUUCAUGUUCUCGCUCUUCCUCGGUCCGUUCCUCGACACCAAGUAUCCGAAGUUCGGCUCAGUCAUGGCCUUCAUCUCGCACUCCCUUGGUGUCAUCGGCUUGAUUGGAUUCUUUGAGUUCCUUUGGUUCUUGGAGCUCUGGAAUGUGUCGCACGCAGUUUUGGGUCUGAUCUGCGUCGUCUUUAUCCAGCGUGCCGUCCAAAAGGUUCUUAUCUCUGUAUUCCUCUCUCGCGAGUUCAAGCACGACGAGACGAACCGCGCCUGGUGGACCGGAAAGUGGUACGGCCGCGGUCUCGGCACGUAUGCCAUGUCGCAACCCGCACGCGAAUUCGUUGUCAAGAUCAUCGAGCUGUCGCUCUGGUCCUCAGACUUCCUCACCUGCCACCUCCUUCUCUUCCUACUGACGCCUCCAAUAUUGAUACCAUACAUCGAUCGACUGCACUCUAUGCUGCUCUUUUGGCUUCGUCCGUCGAAGCAAAUCAGAGCUCCUUUGUACUCCAUCAAGCAGAAGCGGCAGCGUCGUAUGAUUGUAAUCAAGUACGGACUGAUGUAUAUCCUUUCCAUCAUCAUCUUUGCUGCAUUGAUUGCCAUACCCCUUGCGUUCCGACAAGUGCUGCAUUUCAACUGCGUCAUAUGCCAGAACAUAUGAACGGACUACCUUUUCUUUCCGUUAUCCUUCAUUCAUGAUAUAGUCCUUAUUCCUAGACGUACCCGCACUGUAACUGUUCCAUCUCAUCUCAUCGUACCGGACUCCUUCUCAUAGUCACUCGUCAUACACACGUACAUACCAAGCCCACACCCCUGACUUCUCCCCGCUUGUGUGCACACCGGACUCUUCUUCUCCAGGUCACCCUGGAUCUCUUUCAGUACUCUUUACUGACUCUCUGGCUUACGACGACCCCUCCGGACUCGCCUUCUACUACGCAGCUGUAUCUGUUCCAGAUGGAUAGUAUUGUUAUGAAUUCUUGCGAUAUGAUGCUCGCUAUUAAUCGCUAUUUGUUCAACUC